UCGCUAUCUGCCAGGGGCGAAAUCUAUCUUAAACUAUCGGUAAAACAACUGCGGGUUGUGACACGACGAUUAAGCUCAUUGUGUCCUAAAUGGGGGCAAAAAACGCGAGAACAAAAGACGAAAAAGCGCCACUGUUUGCGAACAGGGCUUACGGAGCGAAACCGGAAGUACAUGCAGGAUUGUCCUCUCGCACCCGCUCAGUCCUCUGCGCUGUCGUCCGAGAAUGGCCGCUGCUGCAGCAGGAAUAAACAAGCAGGGCGCCGUAGCGACGAUGGAGCCCUGUAUCCGACACGGGAGGGGAGCUAACGGAGGCACGGUUAAGGUGCUGGAGUGCGGUGUGUGUGAGGACGUCUUCUCUCUGCAAGGGGACAAGGUCCCUCGUCUCUUGCUCUGCGGUCACACAGUGUGCCACGACUGUCUAACCCGGUUGCCCCUACACGGUCGAGCAGUCCGCUGCCCCUUCGACAGACAGGUCACUGAGCUGGGGGACUCUGGAGUUUGGGGUCUGAAGAAGAACUUUGCUCUGCUUGAACUCUUGGAGCGACUCCAGAAUGGAGCUACCAACCAGUCGGGAAUGGCGGAGGACGCCCUGAAAGGGAUGGGAGAAUGUAUCAUCCGCUGUGACGAGGACGAGAGCCACACAGCCUCUAUGUACUGCACGGUGUGUGCCACCCACCUGUGUGCCGAGUGCUCCCAGCUCACCCACUCCACCCGCACACUGGCCAAACACCGCCGGGUGCCGCUGGCGGACAAGCCCCACGAGAAGACCCUGUGCCCGCAGCAUCAGGUCCACGCCAUUGAGUUCGUCUGCCUGGAGGAGGCCUGUCAGUCCGGACCGCUCAUGUGCUGCGUGUGCAAGGAGUACGGCAAGCACCAGGGACACAAGCAUGCUGUUCUCGAGACCGAAGCUAAUCAGAUCCGUGCGUCCAUUCUGGACAUGGCCCACUGCAUCCGCACCUUCACGGACGAAGUGUCCGAGUACUCGAGGAAGCUGGUGGGCAUCGUGCAGCAGAUAGAAGGCGGAGAGCAGAUAGUAGAGGACGGAGUUGGAAUGGCACACACUGAACACGUCCCCGGCACAGCAGAGAGCGCACGUUCCUGUGUCCGAGCUUACUUUGCAGACCUCCACGAGACUCUGUGUCGGCAGGAGGAGAUGGCGCUGAGCGUGGUGGACGCUCACGUCAGGGAGAGGCUGAUCUGGCUGAGGCAGCAGCAGGAGGACAUGACCAUCCUGCUGUCUCAGGUCUCCACCGCCUGUCUGCACUGUGAGAAAACACUUCAGCAGGAUGACUGCAGAGUCGUUCUGGCGAAGCAGGAGAUCAACUGUUUGCUGGAGACGCUUCAGAAGCAGCAGCACCAGUUCACAGAGCUGGCAGAUCACAUUCAGCUGGAUGCUGGCAUCCCCGUCACCUUCACUAAGGACAACCGGGUUCACAUCGGUCCAAAGAUGGAGAUCCGUGUAGUAACUCUCGGGCUCGAUGGAGCCGGAAAAACCACCAUCCUCUUCAAGCUGAAACAAGAUGAGUUCAUGCAACCCAUCCCCACCAUCGGUUUCAAUGUGGAGACAGUUGAAUAUAAGAACUUGAAAUUCACUAUCUGGGACGUGGGUGGCAAACACAAGCUCAGACCCCUGUGGAAACACUAUUAUCUGAACACUCAAGCGGUGGUGUUUGUGAUUGACAGCUGCCACAGGGACAGACUGAUGGAGGCUCACAGUGAGCUGGCCAAACUACUGACGAUGUUCCCGGCGCCGUGUCCGUGGAGGAGAUGACGGAGCUGCUGAGCCUUCACAAGCUGUGCUGUGGGAGGAGCUGGCACAUUCAGGGCUGCGACGCCCGCAGCGGGAUGGGCCUCCACGAGGGGCUGGAUUGGCUCUCCAGACAGCUGGUGGCUGCUGGUGUCCUGGACGUUGCCUAAAUGUCACCUCCCUCUAUAUCGCUAUUCUGGUCUCACUCUCUCCCUUAGUGACUGACCCCAACCCCCCCCACCACUUCCAAACACUAACUUUUAAGACGAGACUGCAGCUUUAAGCCUGCCCUCUUCAUCUUUCCUUCUUUGCGCACCAUUGUUGGCAAAGAAAACAAAGAUGUAAAUACUUUCUCUAGCUUCACUGAAACAUGGAAACUACAAAACUUUAAGGUCUGUGCAACCGGUUACACCCACCCUCUGAGAAAUAAACACACCAGCCACAAAAAAAAAAAAAACUCCUAUCCUGCUUCAGUUCUAAGGCAGCUUUCAAGGUCUAACACAUGGCUUACUUUAGUUUUACUCUGUUCUAACCUUUUUCAAGAGACGCGCUCUUUAUCUGGCAUCCAUAGCUAGUCGACUUUGGUCCAGUAAAAUGUUAAAAAUGCUCCUUGUGCCCUGCCAGAGUGGACUCUAUCUGUAUUUUCUAUCUCACAUCAUAACCACCACCGUAUGUAACAGUAACCUUAACUAAACGCAAAGUAGUCUGUAUCGUAAUGAUAGUAUAAUUUACGUACCUUUUUGUUGACAACGCAUCCGAUAACCCUGAGAAAUAACUACAGUUCAGUGUAUCCGCAGGCGAGAUGGGACAGAAACGUCCACUCUGGUGUGAACAAGCCCAGAGGACUUCCAGUGGCUUCAGACUGAUGGUCAAAUGUUCCGAUUUUGGCUGUUUUGUUUUCUCACUUUGCCUUGACAUCUAACGUAAGCAAUAGCAGUCGAUGUUUCAUGGGAUCUUUAAAUUAUGUGUACAAGUUUCUUUUUUUAAGUGUACCGUAUGAACCUAUUUAAUGCCACAGCUGGUCUUGAAAUGGCGAACCAGUAGACUUUUGGUUUGAAUGUAGUGGUUUUCUGUUACACAACUGUUUACUGAACUUAUUUAAUGAGCGAGAACGUGGACGUUACUUUUGGGGCUUUUUUCGUGAGAGAUUCAGAGUCUUUACGCACCGAUUCUGCCUCCGUUUUGUGGAGUGUCCUGCACGCAGAAUUUGUGGAAUGCACUUGUUUGCCGCCUCACUACCAGUUUUCACUUGGAAGCAAAUUAACUAUCUGCUGUUUCUUAGUAGACUCUGAAUAUUAAUCUCACCGCAAAAAACAAAAUGUCUUGUGAAAAUAUUCCUAUUUAAACAUCUCACAAGUCCUGUUUAUCUGUCCGGAGUGCAGGUACACCUUUAAUCUACAGCCUUCAGUAAUAAUGUAAUGUGAAACUUAGUGAAGCAUUAAACCUAACACUGACACUUAUCUUGUUAUUAAGGAACCAUCGUUUCACUUUGAUUUAAUCUUUAUUCAUUGCUAUGUAAUGUUUACUACUUGUAUCUAUGUAUAAAAAUGCAAAUUUAAAAAAAAAAAAAUGCACGUGUGAAAAGCCUUUCCACAUAGUUUGUGAAAACAUUUCCAUUUGUUUUUGAACCGUAGAAGCACAAUGCGCGUCGAAACCUUUGUUACCAGUGGACUUGAUAAUGGCUUUUGUAAAUUAUUCAUAAUGUGAUGCUGUAAAAUAAACUAAUUGACCUUA
Molecule: messenger RNA, 3481 nt
Organism: Morone saxatilis (striped sea-bass)
Lineage: Eukaryota; Metazoa; Chordata; Actinopteri; Moronidae
Gene: trim23
Product: tripartite motif containing 23
Biological process (GO): intracellular protein transport; vesicle-mediated transport
Cellular component (GO): cytoplasm; plasma membrane; lysosomal membrane
Molecular function (GO): zinc ion binding; GTPase activity; GTP binding
Source: RefSeq, a predicted model, not a curated record